Molecule: messenger RNA, 710 nt
Organism: Mytilus trossulus (common blue mussel)
Lineage: Eukaryota; Metazoa; Mollusca; Bivalvia; Mytilida; Mytilidae
Product: baculoviral IAP repeat-containing protein 3-like
Exons: 2
Coding region: 24-662 (212 amino acids)
Biological process (GO): negative regulation of apoptotic process; positive regulation of protein ubiquitination; regulation of cell cycle
Cellular component (GO): nucleus; cytoplasm
Molecular function (GO): cysteine-type endopeptidase inhibitor activity involved in apoptotic process; ubiquitin protein ligase activity
Source: RefSeq, a predicted model, not a curated record
ACUUGUUCUAUCAGUUUGAAAUCAUGGUAACUCUGACACAGCUCCCACCUUCUUUCUACCACAAGAGAGCUUAUGACGAGGUACCCCAGCAUCCACUGGAAAGACUCCAUCAAUUACGUCUAAGUGACGAACUUAGAAGACAGACGUUUGUAAACUGGCCAAAAUCAUCACCCAUUUGUCCGACUAAAUUAUGUGAUAAUGGUUUUUACUAUAUGGGAUCAAAGGACAAAGUACAUUGCGCUUUCUGUGGAGGAGUGUUAAGUGGGUGGUUAGAACAUGACAAUGUCGCUACUGAACACGCCAAACAUUUCAGGUACUGUGAAAAAGUUUCAACCAAAUCGAAAACCUGUGCGGACAGUUUUCCUGAACAUUCUGUUUCAAAUGCUACCGAACAGCAAUCAAUGAAUGCAAACCUUCAACCGCAUAAUAAACAAUUAUCAAUGCUAAAUACACGGAUAUCUACGUUUCAGUCCUGGCCAAAGAACUUGAAGCAGUCACCAGGAGAUUUAGCAUCUACAGGCCUGUAUUACAAAGGUACUGGAGAUACAUGUCAAUGUCAUAUGUGUGGUGGUAUAUUAUCAGGCUGGGAGGAUGACGACAUUCCAGAGGAUGAACACAAAAAAUGGUUUCCUAAAUGUCCACUUGUCAACAAAGAAUUGUAAUUCAAUAAAUCAGCACAAGAUCAAACAUGAAUCUAUGCUGUACAGAGA